Messenger RNA from Portunus trituberculatus (swimming crab), 2580 nucleotides. RefSeq names its product zinc finger protein 503-like. The transcript is spliced from 10 exons. The coding region runs from base 733 to 2019 and encodes 428 amino acids. NCBI's taxonomy places the organism in Eukaryota, Metazoa, Arthropoda, Malacostraca, Decapoda, Portunidae. The record is from RefSeq and is a predicted model, not a curated record.
UUCACAACAUCAGUCUGUGCGUGGCCAGUGACGUACACACACACGCACACAUACACACGCAUACACAUACACACAAACAGACCCCAUGUACGUUUCCCUCGCCCUCCUUCGAGCCGUGUGUACCUAUGUGCGUGUGUGUGUACGUCUAGGAAAGGUACUAAAUGUGUGUACGUGAAGUAGUGCCUGUGUGUACGUCUUUUUUGGCUCAUGUACGUUUUUCUGGCCUGUACGUAAAAUUCGGGGCUGUGUAUGUAAUCUUAUUGUGUGUGUGCGUUGAUUUUUGAGUUGUGUGUAUGUAGAAGAAGAGGAGGAGGAGGAGGAGGAAAAAGAAGAGGAGGGAGAAGAAAUGAGAUAAGAAAAACAAGAGAAAGAAGAAAAAAAAAUGUAGAGAAAAGGGAAAAAUAGAAAAGAAUAGAGAGAACGAAAGAUUAAGAGGAAGAAAAUGAAAAAGAAGGAAACAGAAAGGAAAAUAGUGAAAAGAAAGAAGAAAAGGAAAAUAUAAAAAGAAAUUGAAAAGUAAAGAAAAAAAUAAGAAAGAAAAACAAAGAAAAAUAACAAAAAAGAGACAAACUAGAAAAAAUAACAAAUGCAAACAAUAUAAAGAAAAGAAAGAAGAAAACAAAACAAAAUGAAGUUGAAGAAGAUGAAGAAACACAGAAAGGCGGAGAGAGAGCAGUAGACAGACACACAGACGGACAGACAGACAGACAGACAGACAGUCAUGCAACAGAAAUGGCACUCCUUACAUCUUGUCUGUGUUGUAACUUGCUCGUGGGCGCCAUAAUGAGUGGGGUGUAUGUCAUGAUGGUGUAUUUACUGGCGUUCAUCAUUUCCGUGUGGUGGAUAGUGGAGCAAGGAGGUGAGGAGGGCGAGGGAGCACCGGCGCCUGCUUACCUGCUGUGUAUCUGCUACCUGGUGGUCUGUGUCGCCUCGGCCUGGAUGCUGCUGGGAUUGUAUAAGAAGAGCUCCCGGGUGCUGCUGGUGUGGGUGUUCCUCAUGACACUGUUCUGCUUCCCUGAGAUGGGCAUGGUCGCCUUCAUGGCCUUCAUUCACUGGAAGAUCACAUCAGCUUACGGCCUGGCUGACCUGAUAUUCUAUGUAUUCCGUGCUGCCUUCAAUCUGCUGUCAGUGUUGUGUGUGCAGUCGCAAUACUCAGUGUGGAGGGACGCAGCGACCACAACACACACACUCAAGAGACUGCAACACCUUCAUUUGAAUCCUAUUGGGAAGAAUAAUUAUGGAGGAGGAGGAGGAGGAGGAAGCGAACUUGGAGGAGAAGUAGGAGGAGGAGGAGCAGGAGGAACAGGAGGAGGAGGUGGUAUUGCCUAUCAUAACCCAGCCUUUCUAGCAGGCCAGGAAGAUCCCCCCUCCCCCACCAGGACUGCCCUCCCUCACUAUCCCUCCCUUACCAGGUCACUUUCCCGCGCCUCUUCCCUGGGCUGGGGGUCCGAGUCGGUGAGGGGAGUAAGAGUUGGGGUGAUAGGAGGUCCCACUGCCACGUCCCUGCAAGUUAGAACCGGCCUGCCUGGUUGGGAUCCUUACAUGAACAGAGAGUCCCAGUCUGAGUUUAAUGCUGCUAACUUCUCUCCUGCAUCUGUGGGAUUCAUGCCACUGGUUGGAGGCGGCAGCGGCGGCGGUGGAGGAAAUGGAGGAGGAGGAGGAGGAAUAACAGGGGCAAGAAGUGACUUAAACCUCUAUUCUCCCUCCUCUUCUUCUCCCACCCCCUCCCCCUACACUAUAUACCACCACUCCCCACCACAGCAUCUCUACCCCCUCCACCUCCCGCACUUACCCCCACUGCUGCCACCCCCACCCAUGCCCUUGGUGGGGGAUGGCCUCACCUACGCUGCUGCCACUCAAAGCUUGGACAGACGGAGAUACGUGCGUCGCUGGCAAGGUGUUCGAGGUGGUGGCCAUGGUGGUGGUGGUGGCGUUGUGAACAGUGUGGUGACAAGUAGCAGGUCAUCACUAGGAGGGGAGAGUGAUGACUUACGGAGGUACAGAGAUGUUGCAUUGUGAAUCUUGCUUUGAAUUGUGGGAUGAGUAAUGUAGCUAAAUUUAAAGGCUAGUUUUUGUUGUUUUGACCUAUUCUUCUUAAUUUUGUGUGUGUGUGUGUGUGUGUGUGUGUUGCAUGUGUGUGUCUUAGCCAUGUGUUGUGUUGUGUUGUGUUGUGGUGCUGUAGUUGUUACUGUAGUGUUGUUGUGUUGACUAAAAUGUGGUGCUUUGAAAGAUAUUAGUGUUAUAUUAGUGGUUGUAUUGUAACUACUGGUGUCGAAGUGUGUGUGUUCAAAUAGUAGUAGUAGUUGUAGGUAAUUUCUCUCUCUCUCUCUCUCUCUCUCUCUCUCUCUCUCUCUCUCUCUCUCUCUCUCUCUCUCUCUUGCUAAUGGUAAUAUAAUGUUAAUAUUGUGCUACCUGAGGCUGUAAAAUAGAAUAUAUACACUUGUCUACAUAACACUCUAUAAUAUUACAGGUAAGAGAGAUUUAUUAUAAGCUUAUCAUUCUUUAUAUUUGUACGAAAAAUAACUAAUAAUAUAUUUUCUCUGGUAUUAAUUUAACAUUGAAUAAAAUAACAUCAGUGCU